AUGAAAUCUCAACAAAACUUGGAAAAGUACGAAAUAAGUCUCAACAAUCCAAAAGAUUUCAUUGCGAUUGGUCUGAGAGAUAUCCCAUACCGAAUGGGGCCACCAAUACCCGGACCUUCAUCGGGCUGGGUUACAUUGCAAGGAAGCUUCGAGGUGACACGGAAAGAUGGAGUGACCGCGUCAAUAUGUGUCUAUUAUCGUUACUCUAUGGAAUUCGUUUUUAUUAUGCGUACUGGGCUUAACAAAUAA
This is a messenger RNA of Caenorhabditis briggsae, 249 nucleotides long. The transcript is spliced from 2 exons. The coding region runs from base 1 to 249 and encodes 82 amino acids. The record is from RefSeq and is a predicted model, not a curated record. NCBI's taxonomy places the organism in Eukaryota, Metazoa, Nematoda, Chromadorea, Rhabditida, Rhabditidae.